Molecule: messenger RNA, 324 nt
Organism: Psylliodes chrysocephalus
Lineage: Eukaryota; Metazoa; Arthropoda; Insecta; Coleoptera; Chrysomelidae
Source: the annotation of a GenBank genome assembly
AUGGAUGCCAAAAUGAACGAAAAUAGUGAUCUAAGUGAAUUUGAUGACAGUGACGCUGACCCUGAUUAUCAAAAUUCAAGCUCAUCAUCGGAAAAACAAGAAAAUUUAGAGAAUCAGAAGAGAAAAUCAAACCUACCAGAUCUUCAAGAACCCAACCAGCUCUACCAUAGCCCUAUACCUCUGCCCAAAGAAAAGUGUGCUGAUCUAAAAGUUCUAAUGAAAUUCUGUGAAGAAGAGGGAUCUAAAGAGCACUACAGCCAACUUCUCUCUGCUAACCGGCCUGUACUAGAACCAGAAUCAGAUGAUGAUCAAAGUGAUUUUUAG